CAGUAGGAUUAGGCAUUUGGUACCUGUUACCGAUGGGUACCUGCAUUCAUAGAAUUGCACUUGCCGUUCCGUGGCAAUCUGCAAUGCGCCGUUUGUCCACAGGCUCUGGCCCGGGUCAAAGGCCACCUAUCUUAGGUACCUAGGUACCUGGUAGACAUCGCCGCUCCUUCCCUUUCUUAUUCAAGCUCCCCUCGUCAGUUCGACGCCCACCCGCAACCACUCCGGAGUUCAACUGAUCGGUAUCAGAAAUCAAGCCAAUCCAUUCCAUCAUACUUCUUUCCCUGAGUGCCCGUCACUCACUAAAAGCCUCAGCCUUGGGUCGAGCUGUCCUACUGUCGUCCGAAGGUCCUGCUUAGGAAACUACUUUGAAUUUUAGAUCGAGUACUCUCUGCCAAAGCCUGUUGCUGCUCCAGUAGAAAGAUGAAUAUUGUAGGGACCACCCCAGGCGCCCAGUCUGCAAUAGACAUCAUUGAAAACCAUGUCUUUUUCCGACCCAACAAAGGAAAGGGCUGGCGGUCCAAACCAGAGCUUCCUGUCGCUGAGGAGAUCUUAGCCAGGCAGUCAGACAUCGAUGAAUUGCCGGAGAAUCCCGUCGAUACCGCAUGGGCAUCCAAGGACGAAUAUCUCGCUGCCCAGUAUGGCAUUCUUCGCUGCGAAGCGGUUGAAGGAUUACGCUACUCGGUCAGGACCUUCGCCGACCAUCGGGACAAGGAACCUAUGAUGGACGACGACUUCACAAAUAUCUACACCAAGGUGCACGUCAACAAGUACGUGAUGUCUACCAUCGGUCCCCUCGUCACGGUCUCGUUUUCCACCAACCGGUCACGGUACAGGAUCCAGUGGAAGCAGUCGAAGCGUCUCCAGCCGGGGAAGAUUGUGGCCCUUUCUCCAAAAAGCGACGGGUUCAAGAGCGUCUGCAAGAUUGCGACGGUUGCUCAACGGCCUUACCGUGACGGGCUCGAUCAGGACCCUCCCGAAGUGGACCUCCUCUGGGCGAAUCCCGAGGACGCAGUUCUUGAUCCAACCCUUGAGAUGAUUAUGAUCGAGUCGCUUCAUGGAUACUAUGAAUCGGCCCGCCAUGCGUUGGUCGGGCUGCAGCAUGCCGCUCAAACUGACUCGCCGCUCGACAAGUAUCUCAUUGGCGCUUGCACUAAAGACAAUUCACCUGCCUUCCUCAGAGAUAAUCCGGUCAUGGACCUAUCCUCGCUCGCCAACCGUACCAUCGGCGGGGGAGAUUCUGAAGCACUCACGUUAAAACAGCGUCUGAAGACGCACGAUAUUGUCAGCAGCGAGGUCCCAGCCUUGGAAGGUCUCACCUACCUCGAUGAGUCUCAGCUACUCGGCCUCCAUCGCAUCAUCUCGAAGGAAUUAGGUAUUGUGCAGGGUCCGCCGGGCACGGGCAAGACGUACACAUCAGUGGAGGCGCUAAAGGUCAUGGUCAACAAUCGACGCCGGCAUCGAGGACCCCCUAUUGUUGUUGCCGCUCAGACAAAUCAUGCUCUGGAUCAGAUACUGGUUCACUGCAUCAAGUCUGGUGCAAGUGUGCUUCGAAUCGGAGGAAGAACCCAGAAUGAAUUGAUCAAGCCGUACACCUUGUACGAGUGGCGCCAACGCCCGACAGUUCAGAUUCCCGCGGACCAUAAAUGCCACUCUGUCGACCACCAGCGCCGUGAGAACAUCAGGAAGAUUCAGGGGCUCGUCGAUGGUAUUUUCAGUGAUCGGCUUCUCGAUCCCGAUGCUCUCCUUAAAUUCGGCAUCAUCACGGAGGCUCAACACCGGUCUCUCACUGACGAUUCGAUGGAGACGCACGUUGUUAUGCAGGCCUAUGGCCCUUUUGCACUUUGGCUGGGUGACUGCCUCAUUCCCGCGCGGAUUCGCGAAGACCGGCACCCUACACAGCUUGAGGUGAGCGAAGCGGAGGGCCGCAAGAACCUCCCCGAGUUUGAGUGUGACGACGAUGAGGAGAUCGAGAAUAUCGCCGACGACGAGGAAGACCUGUACCGCUUCCGAGGCAGCCCCAUCAGGCUCAAACAUGUCUGGUCGGGCAAGGAUCCGGCGAACCUGACAUCCUGGGACCGCGCUGUCAGGCGAGCGCUUCAAACCGAUGACCUGUUCACAAUUAGCAGGGACUUACGCGGCGCUGUCUACCAAUACUUCCAGGCUAAACUGCUGGAGGCAAUGCGACCCGAGUUCGCCGCCCUGCUUGCCGAGAACGUGAGGCUCUGCCAGAAGCGCAAGGCCUUCAAAUUCCUGGGGAAUUUCCAACUCGUUGAAAAGCAGAAGAUCGAUAUCGUUGGCUGCACUACUACGGGGCUGACCAAGUACCGUGGGUGUCUGGCAGCGAUGCAGCCGCGAUCGCUGCUCAUCGAAGAGGCAGCAGAAACCCGCGAGGCCAACAUUGUGUCAGCACUCUACCCUUCAGUCCAGCAGCUCAUCUUGGUGGGAGACCACAAGCAGCUCGCACCCAAGUGCGACAUCCAGAGGCUCGGCUAUCCGCCUUACAAUCUCAACGUAUCGCUCUUCCAGAGGAUGGUCAACCUGGACAUGUCGUUUGUAAUGCUCAAGCACCAGCGUCGGAUGAAGCCAGAGCUCAGGCGUCUCCUGAAUCCUUUUUACCCUGAGUUAGUGGACCAUCCUUCCGUGGAAUCGAUCAUCCAUCGACCCGAUGUUCCCGGGAUGGGCGGCCGCAACUCCUGGUUUUUCCACCAUAACUGGCCGGAGGAGAUGAACUCGGAUUUCAGCAAGUUCAACGAGCAAGAGGCCGAUAUGAUCACCGGCUUCUUUGCCUACCUCGUCUCUAACGGGACUGCCCCAGAGAGCAUCACGGUUCUUACCUUCUACAAGGGCCAACGAAAGGUGCUACUGCGGAAACUGAAGCGGCACCCAGCGCUCAUAGGUUCGGCAUUCAAUGUGUGCACAAUUGAUUCUUAUCAAGGCGAGGAGAACGAUGUCAUUCUCCUAUCAUUGGUCCGCAGUCCCCAGCUGGACCGUUCCUGGGCCGUUGGCUUCUUGGAAGAUGAGCGCCGUGCCGUUGUCGCCAUCAGCCGUGCUCGUCGUGGGCUUUACGUCUUUGGGAAUGUCGACAACGUCCUUGGAGCACACCUGGCAUCGUUCAACCUAUGGUACAAGAUAUGCAACGGAUUCGCCACUCAGAGGCGAGCGGAAUGGAACAGGGGUCUACCUCUGGUGUGUCAACCACAUGGACGGGAGAUCUGGAUCAAGGAGGUCGACGACUGGGGCGAUAAUUGCGGUGGAUGCAACCUCCCAUGCAAGCAGACGCGCAACUGUGGCCAUCCGUGCACCCUCAAGUGCCAUGCCACUAGUCAUGAGCAACUUCCAUGCAGCGAGGCAUGCCACGAGGUCCUAGCUGCAGCUCGGCCGCGUAUGCCGCUGGAGCAAGAGCUGCUCCAAAAUUUGCAAAUGGGUACCGGACGGACCGCAAAGCAGGCUACCGGCACCCAAGCCGCCCAGACAGUAGCGCAAUGGAGACAAACUAUCUGGGAACACGACGAGCAGCAGCAGAACCAGCUGGCGCCCGCAACUCAUCAUCCGAAGACGGUGGUCCUUGAUGUCUAUCAGCCAACAACCCUGGUGGAAGGCCGCCGCGUUGGGGGCGGCAGCAGGAGUAUCCAGCAGAUUUCUCUAGCAAACAACCAGACAUCUGCAGUACCUGCCAACGCUCACCCAGAAGCGGUGGAGGAUCUCUUGGAUCUUACCGACCUAACUCUCACAGAUAGGCCGCAAGGUGGCAAUUCCGCUGGCUUGACGGUCUCGAGCCCCUUUCCCACCACCAACACAGCCCACGACUUAGUAGAUAUCGGCGUCCCUCCUCCCCUAUCGAGUGCCCGCCCCAGCAGGAAAAGUAGCAACAGCAGCGAGCAGCUGGCUUCCGCCGUCGCCGUGGCACAACAGCAGGGUCACGACCAGGAGAAGAGGAAGGAAAAAGAGCAAGGGGAUGGGGAGGCCGAGUUAUUGAUCCAGUUCUGA
This is a messenger RNA of Chaetomium strumarium, 3987 nucleotides long. RefSeq names its product P-loop containing nucleoside triphosphate hydrolase protein. Lineage: Eukaryota; Fungi; Ascomycota; Sordariomycetes; Sordariales; Chaetomiaceae. The transcript has 7 exons. Gene Ontology annotation, cellular component: nuclear RNA-directed RNA polymerase complex. The coding region runs from base 421 to 3987 and encodes 1188 amino acids. Gene Ontology annotation, molecular function: helicase activity. Gene Ontology annotation, biological process: regulatory ncRNA-mediated heterochromatin formation. The record is from RefSeq and is a predicted model, not a curated record.